Molecule: messenger RNA, 1110 nt
Organism: Vitrella brassicaformis
Lineage: Eukaryota; Vitrellaceae
Source: the annotation of a GenBank genome assembly
CUCUCUCCGCGGCCGUAUUCACAUCACACAGCUGGGUGGCCCCGGCCGCGCAACAGCUAUGUACGGUGCUGUCGGGGGUUGUGUCGACCUGACAGACAGACAGCCUGACACACACAUGCAGACACACAACACACACAUGUGCCAUGGACAAAGUGACAAACACGACAGUGUCUGUCUCUCUGUCUGUCUGUCUGUCUCUCUCACCCUCUCAUCAGCCAAUACGAUGUGCCUCUACCACUGUCCACCGAGUUCGCCGAGGAUCGGUGAUGAUAGUGAAGUCGCCGAUCUUCAGUUUGUCGGGAAGCAGCUGUCGAAUGGCGCCGUCAAGGUCGUGCAACAUCGGCAGCAACACCACCACACGCCUCAGGCCGCGCACGCCAGCAUUGAGCAAAGUUGCCAGGCUGUCGCGGACGAGCUCGGCAGCAGCAAGGGGCUCCAGCUCAUCGGACACUAAAUGACGACACACAGACAAGGCGGAAGGACACACAAGUGAGCCGAAAGGCGCAUUCACUGCCCUCCCGGCCAGCAUACCUGAGAAGUCAAUGUCUAUGUCGCGAAUAGCUGGCGAUCCUGCCGACCCCCACCCUUCAAAGGGCCCGCGGUGAGCGAGACUGAUCGGAUCCCCUUCCAAUGACCCACACGGACAGUGCGCCCCUCCCUCCCCUCCCCCAGCGCCUCCAGGAUAAAGCGUCUAUCCUCUCUGCUCUCAUCUUGAUCAAAGAGGACGGUCCCGACCUCCCUGGACAUCUUCUGCGCCAACAGGCGGCCCGUAGCCCCGCCCAGACCGCUGCAGAUCUGCAGCUCCUUGGCCGCUGGGAACUGCUGCAGGUGUUCGAUGAUGGCGGGGGCGGGUGAGGGGGUGCCGGGAAGGGGAACGAAGCCACGGGCAUUUUUGACCGUCACGAUAUGUGCCUUGUCGAAUGAAAGGCUCUUCACAAUGUCGAUCGCCGUCUGGCUGGGGCUGUCGACGGGGUGGGUGAGGUCAUGCUGGCUGAUGGUGUAGGUCACGUACCGCGCCUGCUUCGCCGCCUCCUGGAUGGCCGUCUUGAUGAAGCGGGAUGGGCGAGCGGGGAAGUCAUCGGCGUAGAAGAGUGACAGCUCGAAGCUUGC